This is a messenger RNA of Exophiala viscosa, 1637 nucleotides long. RefSeq lists its product as uncharacterized. NCBI's taxonomy places the organism in Eukaryota, Fungi, Ascomycota, Eurotiomycetes, Chaetothyriales, Herpotrichiellaceae. The coding region runs from base 1 to 1611 and encodes 536 amino acids. The record is from RefSeq and is a predicted model, not a curated record. The transcript is spliced from 2 exons.
AUGGCGCCACGCAAUAGGAAGAAAGCGGCGCGCGACCGGCAGGUGACAAACGAUUUCUUCAGCAACGCUCACCAAAGAACGCCAUCACCUACGAUCAGCACCGCUCCACUGCCUGGUGAGAUAGCGACAGCUUCCGACCAAGCGACGACAUCAUUUACUCGAGCGCGCGACACACCAUCAAACGUUCCGCUUUUGGCCUACGGUGAAUACGCACUCGAGAAAUACAAGGAAAACCGUAGAGAAACCGAACACCUUUUGAUCAGAGAGUUCAUAUUCACCUACGGACGACAGAUCCCUGGCACAAAAGCUCUUGAGUGGCACAUUGAUCUCGAAAUUAUCAAACAGGUUGCCGAGGGCAUCUUUUCUCGCAGACUCAUCGGACUCUGGGCCACUGGCGCAGAAUCUGUCGGUACUCCAGCAGAAGACAUUGUCGUCACGGUUCCAAGACAAUUUGGUGACUACGAAGCUGCUUCUUUCAUCGUUGGAUAUUUUCUCGAAAGCGCAGUCAAGAUCGAAAAGGGCCUCAUCCCACCAGCAGAUCCAGACAAACCUCCUGCGUACCUACCACUGAUCACGCUUGGAUUGAUCAAAUUCUCAACCCUUCUCAAACAAUUGAACCAUUACCCGGAGGAACCUGCCCACGUUAGAGAUUGGGAAGAUUUCUAUCAAACACGAAUCGACAGUAUGGCUACCAAGGAGAAUCUCUACGUUCCUGGCGCGAUCGCAAACAUGGAUGGCACGAGCUUGACCAAGGGAUCCGCUGAGGAGGAGGAUGAUCUCGAUCUUGGAGCUCUCACUAUCACUGACCCUGCUGCACCUGGCGAAGGCAAGAAGAAGAAGAAGCGCAAGAACCGAAAGCGCAAGAACAAGAACAAGGGCAAGGGCAAGGCUCUCGCUACCGAAACUGCUGCCGACGUCGACCCUGGUGACAACGAUGAACCAGACGAGUCAGAGCCCGAAUCAGAGCCUGAGCAAGAGGCUGAACCAGCGCCUGAGCCAGAACCAGAACCAGAACCAGAACCAGAGCCGGCGGCUGACAAGGGCAAAGGCAAGGCCAGAGCCGAAGACCUUCCAGCAUACGUUCCAGGUCCAGAAACCCCCUCCAUUCCCGACAUGCCUGGUGCUUUCGGCCCAGGUCCGGCCGUCCCUUCUGCCCCCGAAGACAAUGGCGAAGGUCCAAGUUCUCGCGCUGCUGCCGCUCCUGCUCGUCCUGCCCGUGCGAUCGACCCAAUUACGCUCGUUCCAGACAUUGACGCUGGUCUCGAGGGACGCCGUCGUCCGCUCACGGAGAAGGCUGCAAACGAUCGCAUCACCAGACACCUUCACAAGAUCCUCGACGCGCCAUACAAGACCAAAGCCGCUCGUCAUGCUGCGCUUGCUCGCGCUCGCCAGCAGAUCAUGCAAUCCGAGACUCUGGCUGCUGCGCGUGGCGAGCAGCGUCUCCGACCAACUGCGCCUCGUGCCCGCGCUGCGCCUGAGCCAGAGCACGUACCUAGCCGCUUCCAAUUCGGCACCCUGCCUGGCUGGGAGGGAGAAUUGGAGGCAAUGAUGGUGGAGGGCAUGCGCAAGCGUGCGCCAGAGAAGAAGAAGCCUGCCGAAGAGAAGAAAUAGGCUGGGCGAGAAUGUGUUUUGAUUAU